Molecule: messenger RNA, 2796 nt
Organism: Danio aesculapii
Lineage: Eukaryota; Metazoa; Chordata; Actinopteri; Cypriniformes; Danionidae
Gene: dmtf1
Product: cyclin D binding myb-like transcription factor 1
Exons: 17
Coding region: 181-2118 (645 amino acids)
Biological process (GO): regulation of transcription by RNA polymerase II
Cellular component (GO): nucleus
Molecular function (GO): RNA polymerase II cis-regulatory region sequence-specific DNA binding; DNA-binding transcription factor activity, RNA polymerase II-specific
Source: RefSeq, a predicted model, not a curated record
AAAUUUCACUUUCGCUCACCCCUGUGCGCUGGACAUUUGUCUGUUUUAUUAUGUACAUUACGAAAAUAAAGCACCGACAUCGAAUAAACGCCGUCGAUUCCUCACGGCUUACUGUUGCUGAUAAACAUGGCGUCUCAUUAUUCCUCGUCUGCCAAGAUAAAAUAAGCAGAUAGGCUGAGCAUGAACACAGGCGAUGUCCCGGCCACUGUGACCCUUGAAUCUGUCAAUUCUGUCACAUUUACCCAGGACACUGAUGGAAACAUCAUUCUGCACUGCCCUCAAAAUGAUGGGGAGGACUUGGGUUCAGACGGGACCACUGAACCGGUUCACAAACGAAUACGAUUGUCCAGUGAGGAUGGAGAAGAUCCUCAGGACUCUGCCUCAACUGAGUACUCUGUUGUCACCCUGCCAAUUACAGAAGGAGAUGAAAGCUUUGAGGUGACAAUGACUGCGACAGAGAUGAGAGACGAGGAGCUGGAAUCAGAUGAUCUUUCUGAAACCCCGGGUAAGGAUUCUGCUGCACAGAAGAAAGGUGAAGAUGUAUCAGCUGUCAGUCAAGCUUGGUUCACCACAAAAGAGGAUAAAGACACACUGGUCAAUAAGGGUCACAAAUGGAAACAGGGUAUGUGGUCAAAAGAAGAGAUUGAUCUCCUGAUGACCAACAUAGAGCUUUAUCUAAAGAACCGAGGGAUUCAAGACCCUGCUGAGAUCAUCUUUGAGAUGUCCAAAGAGGAGAGAAAGGAUUUUUAUCGCAGUAUAGCCUGUGGUUUGAACAGGCCGCUGUUUGCUGUAUACAGACGUGUGUUGCGAAUGUACGAUAACCGCAACCACGUAGGCAAAUACACUGAUGAGGAGAUCAAUAAACUGAAAGAACUAAGGCAGAAACAUGGAAAUGACUGGGCCACCAUUGGGUCGGCUCUUGGCCGCAGUGCUUCAUCUGUGAAGGAUCGCUGCAGACUUAUGAAAGACACGUGCAACACCGGGAAGUGGACGGAGGAGGAGGAGAGGCGGUUGGCAGAGGUGGUGCACGAGCUGACGGGCACAGAGGCAGGUGAUGUUGUAACUCAGGGAGUCUCCUGGGCGUCAGUGGCUGAACUUGUCGGCACUCGCUCAGAGAAACAGUGCCGCUCUAAAUGGCUUAACUACCUAAACUGGAAACAGAGCGGAGGCACAGAGUGGACCAAAGAAGAUGACAUCAACCUCGUUCGCAGGAUAGCGGAGCUGGAAGUGGAGGAUGAAAAUGAGAUCAACUGGGAUAUUCUGGCUAGCGGAUGGAGCAGCGUUCGCUCGCCUCAGUGGCUGCGGAGCAAAUGGUGGACCAUCAAAAGACAAGUGGCCAAUCACAAGGAACUUCCCUUUCCUGUGUUGCUGAAAGGGCUGCAGGAUGUUGUGGAAGCACCGCCGUCUACCAUGAACAAGGUAGUGGUGGUCGGUUCAAGAUCUGCUAAUGCUUCGCCCAGCCCUGUCACCGCUCUGCAGAUCCCGGUCCAGAUCCCAGUGCAGAUCACACACGUCUCUUCUUCAGAUGGUUCGAGUGGUACUUCAGACAGUGAAACGAUCACAUUGAACUCCGGAGCUUUACAGACCUUUGAAUUACUGCCUUCAUUUCACCUGCAGCCCACCGGCACCCCUGGAACAUAUUUCCUCCAAACAGGAACCAAUCAGAGCCUGCCACUUACGCUGUCAGCCAAUCCCACAGUCACACUCACAGCUGCCGCUUCACCAUCUUCACCAGACCAGAUCAUACUACACAGCCUCACGACUGACACAGAGAAUGUGACCGUUCAGAUGUCCCACCCCGGCAUCAUCAUCCAGACAGUGACAUCAGAGGACCUGGCAGACCCUCUUGGCCAAUCAGAGCUUGAGGGAGAGCAGGUGCUGGUGAAGGAGGAGCCUUCAGAAAACCAAACCAACCCUGCAAUAGAGGAACCCAAUGGGGAACAUUCAAAACAAGGAGAAAAGACUCUGGACCCUUCUAAAGUCGUGGAGACCGUGCUUAUGGUCCCAUCUCCAGGUAGCUUUAUUCCCACUAACGAGGACAUCAGCAGCGAUUCGGUCCUGCCUCUUGGAACACUGACAGAUCCCAUUCUGGAGAACCAGGAAGACGGAUCAAACUGAUACUGGAGCAACAUUAAAACCUGGACAGAAAUUCAACACAACAGCAACACAAAACACAGACUUUAGAGGACCCGUUCCCUCAUACAGGGACAAACGCAGCAUGCAGGAUCAUCCAGACAUCAUGUGUGUGCACAUGCCAACACUUUCUCAGUAUUUAUUAAUCAUGCAAGUUUCUGAGCCUCCCAGUGCAGAUGAAAGGGAUAGUUCACACCAAAAAAACAAACGUUUACUCCCCCUUAUGAGUUUCUUUCUUCUGUUGACCACAAAAGAAGAUGUUUUGAAGAAUGUUGGAAUCUGGUAACCAUUGACUUCAAUAGUAUAUUUUGAAUGAACUAUCCCUUUAAAUACUCUAAUGAAGCGACACUUGUUUUUGUUAUGGUGUAUUUAAAAUGACGUAAUACGUUUAUUUCUUACAAAUGUUGUUUUUUUUUGUGUAUGUAUAUCUUAUUUUGAACAGUUUUUGUAGCCUAUGUUCUUGCUUAACAGUAAUACUUGAUAAAGCCACACAAAGCUGCACUAUUCUGACGUUACAGAGGUUGUUAGACAAUAUUUGCAUCAUUCCAAAAUGUCCAUUAGACUAGAUGGCCAUAAUUUAUCAAAUGGUUUGAAUAUAUUAACCUUACCUGUAUAUUAGUGCCUCUGUGUUUAUUUAUUGAAGAAAUAAAAUGUCACCGCUGA